AAUGACUACCAUUUUUAGUUUCUUUAUUCUUUUCACUUGUUACUUCAUGAGUGUUCAAGGAAGAGUAAUGUCUUCAGAAGAAUCUCAUAUAAUGCUACCCUCACAAAAUCUACAAAGUUUAACCCAUUUACACUUCUAUUUCCAUGACAUCCUAGAUGGUGAAAAAGCAACCACACUCAAAAUUAUCACCCCGCCUAGUGAAUCAUCUCAUGGUCCUUUUGGAGCUACUUACAUUAUAGAUAACCCUUUGACUAAGGAACAAAAUCUAAGUUCAAAGCUUAUUGGAAGAGCUCAAGGAACCUAUGCUUUGGCUUCUCAACAAGGUGAUUUUGCUUUUAAGAUGGAUAUUAAUUUUGUUUUUAUAGAAGGUAGAUACAAAGGGAGCACUCUUACCAUGCUUGGAAGGAAUGUAAUUAUGGAUGAAGUUAGAGAAAUGCCUAUUGUUGGAGGAACUGGUGAGUUUAGGUUUGCAAGAGGGUAUGCUUUGGCAAAGACUGUUUUGUAUAAUUCUACAUCUGGAAAUGCUAUUGAGGAGUUUAAUAUUACAAUUUUUCAUUUCUAAAUUUCUUGAUUGUUUUGUGCAUCAAUAAACACACUUGUAUCUUGUUGUAAGUAUUGUGUGAUGUAAAAAUUAUAUUUACCAAGUGUUAUUUUUUUAAGAUGAUGAGAACUUGAACACUCUUCAUUGAUUAAACUUUAAUAUUUCUUGGCCCUUGUGCCUCAAAUACGAUACAAACUUCGAGCCGAAUUCUAUUUGUAA
Molecule: messenger RNA, 760 nt
Organism: Vicia villosa (hairy vetch)
Lineage: Eukaryota; Viridiplantae; Streptophyta; Magnoliopsida; Fabales; Fabaceae
Product: dirigent protein 21-like
Exons: 1
Coding region: 2-562 (186 amino acids)
Source: RefSeq, a predicted model, not a curated record